GUCGCCGGCGCAUUGCGCGGCAGCGUGACGUCAAGCGGGCGCCGCUGAUGACGACUCAGGCCAGUUCGCGAGCGGAGGGAGUGAGGGAGAGGGAGGAAAAAUGGCGGACCAAAUCCCCCUCCACCCGGUCCCGCGCAGCACCCAGCGCAGGGCGGCUUAUUAUACCCACGCCUCCGCCGCGCAGAGGCAUAACAGGUACCAGGUAGAAGAUGAAUCCUCUCAUUUGGAUGAAAUGCCAUUGAUGAUGUCAGAGGAAGGUUUUGAAAAUGAUGAAAGUGAUUACCACACUUUACCAAGAGCCAGAAUUUCUCAAAGAAGAAGAGGUUUAGAAUGGUUUGUCUGUGGUGGCUGGAAAUUUCUUUGUACCAGUUGCUGUGAUUGGCUUAUAAACAUUUGCCGGCGAAAGAAAGAACUGAAAGCACGCACAGUUUGGCUUGGAUGUCCUGAAAAAUGUGAAGAAAAAUACCCAAGAAAUGCGAUAAAAAAUCAAAAAUAUAAUAUCUUUACAUUUAUACCUGGGGUUUUGUAUGAACAAUUCAAGUUUUUCUUGAAUCUUUAUUUUCUCGUUGUCUCCUGCUCACAGUUUGUACCGGCUCUGAAAAUAGGCUACCUCUACACCUACUGGGCUCCUCUGGGAUUUGUUUUGGCUGUCACAGUGCUGCGAGAGGCAGUUGAUGAAUUUCGGCGUUACCAGCGAGACAAGGAAAUGAACUCCCAAUUAUAUAGCAAGCUUACGAUACGAGGUAAAGUGCAAGUUAAAAGCUCAGACAUUCAAGUUGGAGACCUCAUCAUAGUGGAAAAGAAUCAACGAAUCCCAUCUGACAUGGUGUUUUUAAGAACUUCAGAAAAAACAGGUUCAUGUUUUAUCCGAACCGAUCAGCUAGAUGGUGAAACAGACUGGAAACUAAAAGUUGCUGUUAGUUGCACACAGAGAUUACCAGCUUUAGGGGAUCUUUUUUCCAUCAAUGCAUAUGUUUAUGCUCAGAAGCCACAAAUGGAUAUACACAGUUUUGAAGGCACCUUUACUCGGGAAGACAGUGAUCCGUCUGUUCAUGAAAGUCUAAGCAUUGAAAAUACCUUAUGGGCAAGCACUGUUGUUGCUUCAGGAACAGUAAUUGGUGUUGUUAUUUAUACUGGAAAAGAAACUCGAAGCGUAAUGAACACAUCCAAUCCAAAGAAUAAGGUUGGCUUGCUGGACCUUGAGCUGAAUCAACUAACCAAAGCACUAUUCUUGGCUCUAGUUGCACUUUCAGUUGUAAUGGUCACCUUGCAAGGAUUUGUAGGGCCAUGGUACCGCAAUCUCUUUCGAUUUCUCCUUCUUUUUUCAUACAUAAUCCCCAUCAGUUUACGAGUGAAUUUAGAUAUGGGUAAAGCCGCCUACGGAUGGAUGAUUAUGAAAGAUGACAAUAUACCCGGAACUGUUGUCCGAACUAGCACAAUACCUGAAGAACUGGGGCGUCUGGUGUAUCUACUGACAGAUAAAACAGGUACUCUGACCCAGAAUGAGAUGAUAUUUAAGCGCCUCCACCUCGGCACUGUGUCAUAUGGAACAGACACAAUGGAUGAGAUUCAAAAUCAUAUUGUUAAUUCCUACUCCCAGGCACAUUCCCAAGCCAGUGGAAACAAUACCGGUUCAACACCAUCCAGAAAGAUCCAGUCUUCUGCACCUAAAGUCCGCAAAACUGUCAGCAGCCGAAUACACGAAGCAGUCAAAGCCAUUGCAUUGUGUCACAAUGUUACACCUGUGUAUGAAUCCAGAACAGGAGUGACUGGAGAAACAGAAUAUGCAGAGGUAGAUCAGGAUUUCAGUGACGAAAACAGAACUUAUCAAGCUUCAAGCCCCGAUGAGGUAGCUCUGGUGCAGUGGACAGAAAGUGUGGGCCUUACUUUGGUGAACAGAGAUUUGACUUCAAUGCAGCUGAAAACCCCGGGUGGACAAAUUCUGACUUACUAUAUUCUGCAAAUUUUUCCUUUCACAUCUGAGAGCAAACGAAUGGGAAUCAUAGUGAGGGAUGAAUCUACAGGUGAAAUCACAUUUUACAUGAAAGGUGCAGAUGUUGCAAUGUCCUCUAUUGUUCAGUAUAAUGACUGGCUAGAAGAAGAGUGUGGGAACAUGGCAAGAGAAGGACUUCGCACUCUGGUUGUGGCCAAGAAAUCAUUAACAGAAGAACAAUAUCAGGAUUUUGAGAAUCGAUAUAACCAAGCAAAAUUAAGUAUACAUGACAGAACUCUCAAAGUGGCUGCAGUGGUAGAGAGUUUGGAAAGAGAAAUGGAAUUAUUGUGUCUCACUGGAGUGGAAGAUCAACUACAGGCUGAUGUUAGGCCAACACUGGAGAUGCUACGAAAUGCUGGAAUAAAGAUAUGGAUGCUCACAGGGGAUAAAUUGGAGACUGCCACUUGUAUUGCCAAAAGCUCCCACUUAGUAUCCAGAACACAAGAUAUUCACAUUUUCAGACCUAUAAUCAGUCGUGGAGAAGCUCAUUUGGAACUAAAUGCUUUCAGGAGGAAACACGACUGUGCGUUAGUAAUAUCUGGCGAUUCUCUAGAGGUCUGUUUGAAGUACUAUGAGCAUGAAUUUGUAGAACUAGCAUGUCAGUGUCCAGCUGUCGUCUGCUGUCGAUGUUCUCCCACCCAAAAAGCCCACAUUGUAAAAUUGUUGCAACACCAUACAGGAAAGCGUACAUGUGCCAUAGGUGAUGGAGGAAAUGAUGUUAGUAUGAUCCAAGCAGCAGAUUGUGGAAUUGGAAUUGAAGGAAAGGAAGGGAAACAAGCUUCCUUGGCUGCCGAUUUUUCCAUUACACAGUUUAAACACAUUGGCCGACUGCUGAUGGUACAUGGUCGAAAUAGCUAUAAAAGAUCAGCAGCACUUGGUCAAUUUGUCAUGCACAGAGGCCUUAUUAUUUCAACUAUGCAGGCUGUGUUUUCUUCAGUCUUCUAUUUUGCAUCAGUUCCUCUAUACCAGGGUUUCUUAAUGGUAGGGUAUGCCACCAUAUAUACAAUGUUUCCAGUUUUUUCAUUAGUGUUGGAUCAAGAUGUGAAACCAGAAAUGGCACUGUUAUAUCCAGAACUUUACAAAGACCUUACUAAGGGAAGAUCUUUGUCAUUUAAAACCUUCCUCAUCUGGGUUUUAAUCAGUAUUUACCAAGGUGGAAUUCUGAUGUAUGGAGCGCUCCUUCUUUUUGAAUCUGAAUUCGUCCACGUUGUUGCCAUUUCCUUCACUGCACUAAUCCUGACUGAGCUCUUAAUGGUUGCACUUACCAUACGAACUUGGCAUUGGUUAAUGGUGGUAGCGGAAAUCUUCAGUCUUUGCUGCUAUGUGGCCUCUCUUGCAUUUCUAAAUGAGUAUUUUGGCAUAGGCAGAGUGUCUUUUGGAGCUUUCUUAGAUGUUGCCUUUAUCACAACUGUGACCUUCCUGUGGAAAGUGUCAGCCAUCACUGUAGUAAGCUGUCUUCCACUUUAUAUUCUGAAGUACUUAAAACGUAAAUUUUCUCCUCCAAGUUACUCUAAACUUACCUCGUAAAAGUGACUGAACCUCUGGGUUAUUUUUCCACCAAGAUGACUCCAGCUAGGAAUUGCUUCAAGGAUUCUCAUUCAGCGAUAUGUUAAAGGAGAAAAAAGGAAUAACAAGAAAAAUUGAGUAAACAGAGCACAAAGGAGACAGAAGCAUCUCAUUGGAGUUACAGUGAAAUUUAUUAACAGAACCGUUUAAAACAAGUACAUUUCAUUUUAUAUGUGACUCUUUUAAACUUCUAAGUUGGAAGUGCUUUUGAAUUUAUUUAAUGGCUACUGUAAAGGAUUUAUUCCUCCUGCACUAUUUUUCUGCAUAUAGAACAGAAAACAUUUUUGCUAUAAGCCCAUGAUUUUGGAGCAGUUGCAUUCUCUCACAGAACAAGUCAUUCAUUCAUAAGAAGUGUAACAAGCCUAGAAAGUGUAAAUGUCAUUGUAUUUGCUGCUAUAUGUAUCUCUGAUAUAUGCACUAUAUGAAUUACAAACAGCUGUCCACGUAGCACAGUGUUAGUUUGGGAUCUGCGGUCUCGUUCCUCUGUGCUCUCCAUUGCUACGCUGCAUUGGGGCAUCUGAACCUUUGGCAGCAGCUUUUCCAUGGCAAACGGAGCCAACUUGCACACAAUGUGAUGAAAAUAAUGUUCUGUACAUAAGUCCUUUGUUCUGUACAGACUGCCACAGACUUUGCUGUUCAGUAAAUGUUUUAUAAGUUCCUAUCUGCUUUUGUAUUGGUAAAAUGGCACUCAAAUAUCAGCACAUUAGAUGACAAUUCGUUUUUCAGAAUUAUACUUUUAUGACACAGUCUACCAAGACUAGGUUCAUUUUACUUGGGGUUACAAUAAGCCCCAAUAAAUUGAAAGAUUAUUUAAGCCAGUGGUUCUCAACCUGUGGGUACCCAGAUGUUUUGGCCUUCAACUCCCCCCUGGUAAACUGACUGGGAUUUCUGGGAGUUGUGGGCCAAACUGUAUUUAUUUAUUUAUUUCAGACAUUUAUAUCCUGUCCUUCUCACCCCUGAGGGGGACUCAGGGUGGCUUACAACCAGCAACCAUUAGAUGCCAACAACAGUAGUAAUAAAAUCACACUUAGACAUUAGUUAAAAUAGCAAAAUUGAAACAUCCAUUUAAAUUAAGACAACUCCAAAUCCAGAGUCAUCGUCCAGGGUCUGUCCACUGUCAAUCACAUAAUCAUUUCCAAUUGUUAUCGCUGCAUCUGCUGCUUGAAUGCCUGGUCCCAUAACCAAGAUGUAAGUUUCUUCCUAAAGGAUAGAAGAGAGGGGGCCGGCCUGUUUUCAUUAGGGAGUGAGUUCCACAGACCGGGGGGGGGGGGCACCACCGAGAAGACACUGUCUCUUGUCUCCACCAAUCAUACUUGCAAGGAUGGCAGGAUCAAGAGCAGGGUCCCCCGUCGCCCCACCUCGUAACCUCUGAGGUGGGUUAUGACUGAGGACCCACAGGUUGAGAACCACUGCUUUAAGCAGCCAUGCUUAAUAUAUUAUGCCCAAAUAUAUCUAUCUGCCUUUCCCUGCUUGGACAGGAUUCCUCCACUGAUUUCAACAGAGGGAGCUGAUAACACAUAAUAAUUCUUUUUUCGCAUACAAACUGACUUUCUCAGUUUAAAUUAAUGAGGGUUCCCCCCCUCCCCAUUCACAUUAUGUGAGCAUAAACUGUACAUUGAAUUCUGGGUCAGGCACGUACAAUGCACAUUGUCUGUUUACUUAAGGUUACUCAGGUAAAAAAAGAAUAACAUGGACAUGAUAAUGGUAGAAAAUCCACCAUCUUCCAAAACAUAAUUUGUGUAAUUCUGAGUUACUGCAAGAAAAGAAAGUGACACACCGUAAUUUGAUGUACCCUUGAAAAAAAGAUAUUCUUUUAUGUACUGUAUUGUUACAGGUUACAUUUCCCCCCUACAUGCUGAUUCUUUUCUCUUUUUUCCCCUCAAGUAAUACAGGGAUCAGGUUAUUCAGCAUAGUCGGGUAUCCAUCAAAGGAACAGCCAUGCUUUGCUAAAUGAGAAUUAAUUUGUACGUUUUGAGCUGUUAGCAACUAUGUUGUAUAUCAUCUUGUUUUGCUCGAGUGUCUCACAAGAAAGCCUUUUGUAGUACCAGCAUCUUAAAAACACUUGUUAUAAUGAUACUGAACUUAAACACUUCCAGAAAAAGACUGUUGGCAAAUUAUCUGAGCUUCAAUCCACUCCAUUUAUUUUGCUUUUUUAAAAAAAGACUUUUCAACCAUUCUUCAUUAUAUAAAAGCAAUAAAACCUCAUUUCUACCAAAUAUUAUUGACGGUUUGUAAAUUAAAUGUGUUGAGUAGUAUUUAUUUUUAUGCUGUAUUCAGUAAUGUUUUGUUUUUAUUUUAGUGACCUUAUAAACCAUCAGUUAAUCCUAAUGCCCACUAGAUGUCACUGGGAGGUGGGUGUUUUAUGUGCUAGCACACUGCUUUGCUCCUAAUAUGUGAAACGUGCAAAGCUUUUUAAAAAUGCUACAUUUUAACUGUUGCUGAAAAAUAAAUCUAAAAUAUAUUCAGUUAUGUGGGAACAGUUCUGAAUAAAAAAUAUCCAAAGUAGCAGCUGAUUAACAGAGCAGUCAGCCAUAUUAUAUCCCGGGUCCAUUGUUAUUGUCAUUCCUUAUUCGUAUAUUCCAAGCAAACGAUACUACCAUCCUUAAAUUUGGUAUGUGAACAAAAUUUUUAAUGAUGAUGCUUGCUCAUCCUUUCCUAUAAAAUGCCUUUAUUAUGGGAUAAAUUAAUUUUAAAAAACCACAAUCAACCUGACCGAUCAAAUGCAAGUAGUUUUUUUCUAGCAUAGCUGUGUACAAGAAUGCCGGUAUAUAAAUAAAUGUAUUGUGUAUCUUGUGUAUAUAAAUGUGUAUAUAUGUACAUUAAAAAUUGACUGACAAUUA
Molecule: messenger RNA, 6399 nt
Organism: Anolis sagrei ordinatus
Lineage: Eukaryota; Metazoa; Chordata; Lepidosauria; Squamata; Anolidae
Gene: ATP9B
Product: ATPase phospholipid transporting 9B (putative)
Biological process (GO): retrograde vesicle-mediated transport, Golgi to endoplasmic reticulum; endocytosis; phospholipid translocation
Cellular component (GO): trans-Golgi network; plasma membrane; endosome
Molecular function (GO): ATPase-coupled intramembrane lipid carrier activity; ATP hydrolysis activity; magnesium ion binding
Source: RefSeq, a predicted model, not a curated record